This is a messenger RNA of Eremothecium gossypii ATCC 10895, 924 nucleotides long. RefSeq names its product Tvp38p (gene TVP38). The transcript has a single exon. NCBI's taxonomy places the organism in Eukaryota, Fungi, Ascomycota, Saccharomycetes, Saccharomycetales, Saccharomycetaceae. Gene Ontology annotation, biological process: vesicle-mediated transport; mitotic spindle elongation. The record is from RefSeq and is marked provisional. Gene Ontology annotation, cellular component: Golgi membrane. Bases 1 to 924 code for a protein of 307 amino acids.
AUGGCAGACCAUUACGAGGCUCGAACUAGCUCCCAGGGAGCUUUGAAUGUGGACCGCAGGACCUCCAUCAGUAACGAGAACUUCUUCGAUAUAGAGGAGGAGGACUUCUUGGAUAUGUAUCCACUGAGCGCGCGGCAGAGAUUAAUUUACCAAUGCAAGCGGAGCAGCCGCAAGCUGCUCAACACUUUCAUGGACCUACCGCUGUGGAAGCGGGCUGCGGUACUACUGUUAUGCGGGGGAGCAACUGUAUCUGCGUUAGUGAUGAUGGUGUUCCACAAAAGCAUUCUAGAGCGGAUGAUCAAGAUUUCAAACGAACUACGGUCAUGGUGGUACACGCCCUUUAUCUUCUUCCUAUUGAUCUUCUUUGUUUCAUUCCCGCCUCUGAUCGGAUUCUCGAUGCUUUGCACAUCAGCAGGGCUGGUAUAUGGCGUAUCUUUUAAGGGCUGGCUCAUAAUUUCGCUAGGGACGGUUUUGGGGUCGAUUGCAGCAUUCUCGGUCUUCAAGACUGUAUUCCGCUCAUACGCUGAGCGACUCAUCCGCCUGAAUGACAAGUUUGAAGCCUUGGCUUCGAUCCUGCAGGACCACAAUAGCUAUUGGAUCAUCGCACUGCUACGUCUGUGUCCGUUCCCAUAUUCUUUGACAAACGGCGCCAUCGCGGGCGUCUACGGAAUUUCAAUUCGCAAUUUCUCCAUCGCUCAGGUGCUAACCACCCCAAAACUAUUCAUGUAUCUUUUCAUUGGUUCGAGGCUGAAGAAUCUAGGAGAGUCCAGCUCCACUGCCACGAAGCUCUUUGAUAUCCUGAGUAUUCUGUUCGCUAUCAUUGCACUCACUGCAACCGCGUCUAUCCUGUAUUAUAAGACCAAAGAACGGUACCUAGAGCUCCAGAGGCGAAACCAGGAUAGGUUUGACACCCUAAACUUCUGA